GUUGGCGGUGACACACCUACUGGUGGCACACCCCUCCUUGGAGUCUAACUCAGCCCACAAACUCCUGGGAGGGAAGCCAGGGCCCAAGCCUUUCCCUUGAGGAGUAGAUGUGGUUCUUCUGUGUGCCAGCCGGCGACUGAAGGAAAGCUAAAAUCACAGAGCCUUGUGUUUGGAUGACCUGGAAAUGACCGAGCUCAUGGACCCUCAGCACACCAUCGAAGACUACAAAGUGGCCCACCCUCAGGACCCGCAUCACCCAGCAGAGAAGCCUGUCAUUCACUGCCAUAAAUGUGGGGAGCCCUGCAAGGGCGAAGUGCUUCGGGUCCAGACCAAACAUUUCCACAUCAAAUGUUUCACCUGCAAAGUGUGCGGCUGCGACCUGGCACAAGGAGGCUUCUUCAUAAAGAACGGGGAGUACCUCUGCACCCUGGACUACCAGAGGAUGUAUGGGACUCGCUGCCAUGGCUGUGGGGAGUUCGUGGAGGGUGAGGUAGUGACUGCUCUGGGCAAGACCUACCACCCCAACUGCUUUGCUUGUACGAUCUGCAAACGCCCGUUUCCACCCGGAGACCGAGUCACGUUCAAUGGGAGAGACUGCCUUUGUCAACUCUGUGCACAGCCGAUGUCAUCCAGCCCUAAAGAAGCCUCGUGCUCCAGCAAUUGUGCUGGCUGCGGGAGAGACAUCAAGAACGGGCAGGCCCUGCUGGCGCUGGAUAAGCAGUGGCACUUGGGGUGCUUUAAAUGCAGAUCCUGCGGGAAGGUCCUCACCGGGGAGUACAUCAGCAAGGAUGGCGCCCCCUACUGUGAAAAGGACUACCAGGGGCUCUUUGGGGUGAAAUGCGAAGCAUGUCAGCAGUUUAUCACAGGAAAGGUCCUGGAGGCGGGUGACAAACAUUAUCACCCCAGCUGUGCACGAUGCAGCAGAUGCAACCAGAUGUUCACAGAAGGAGAGGAAAUGUAUCUUCAAGGUUCCACCGUGUGGCAUCCCGACUGUAAGCAAUCUACUAAGACAGAGGAGAAGCUGCGGCCACCAAACAUUCAUCGUUCCUCAUCUGAUUUCUUUUAUCCCAAAAGUCUGAUUCGACGCACAGGACGGUCCCCGUCUCUGCAGGUUGGCGCUGCGUCUGGGCCGAGGCUACAAGCUGAGCCAGGCCGCUGUCCUGGGCCCGGGCUUUUGCCGCUCCCCCACCUCCCCUCAUCCCCACCCCACAGCUGCUUUUCUUGA
Messenger RNA from Tupaia belangeri chinensis (Chinese tree shrew), 1225 nucleotides. RefSeq names its product actin-binding LIM protein 1-like. The transcript has 9 exons. Lineage: Eukaryota; Metazoa; Chordata; Mammalia; Scandentia; Tupaiidae. The record is from RefSeq and is a predicted model, not a curated record. Gene Ontology annotation, molecular function: actin filament binding. The coding region runs from base 185 to 1225 and encodes 346 amino acids. Gene Ontology annotation, biological process: cilium assembly; lamellipodium assembly. Gene Ontology annotation, cellular component: stress fiber; actin cytoskeleton.